AUGGCAGACCGCGAGGGAGUACCGGCGUCCGGCCUCUUUACACUUGGGUUGGCUACCCGCGUCAUCGCGUUAAUGGGCGCCCAUGCUAAUUUAAGCUUGGACAAUCAGCCCGCUAACGAGGAUCUCCGUGGACAAGCUAUCCAGUUGUUUCGAGAAGGGAUCGACGAGCUUCGCGCCGAUAUCGCCAAUGCCGAGCCGGCUCCCGAAGAGCCCGAUGCUGAGCCCGCAGCCGAGCCCAUUGAUGCUAUCUCCUUAAGCCUUUACAACUCCCUAUUAAUGCCCUUAAAAAGCAUAAGGCAAUAUGGGGCGACAAGAUCCUCCCUUCUUUGGAUCGUAACGAGAUGGAAAAGCGGUUUAAUUCCGUAG
Messenger RNA from Daldinia loculata, 366 nucleotides. RefSeq lists its product as uncharacterized. NCBI's taxonomy places the organism in Eukaryota, Fungi, Ascomycota, Sordariomycetes, Xylariales, Hypoxylaceae. The record is from RefSeq and is a predicted model, not a curated record. Bases 1 to 366 code for a protein of 121 amino acids. The transcript has 2 exons.